GAGGUUUGGGAAGCGUGCGAACAGAGAGAAAGUGAGAGAGAUACGCUGAGCGAGAAGAGCAGCGGGCAAAGAAAUAGUGCUGCAGAGAAUGAAGCACCCCUCCCUUUCCAGCCAGCAGAGCCUACGCAACAGAGAAGGAGAAGCCCAAGUUCGUGAAGAAGAAGAGAACAAGACACACGGCCACUCAAAGUAACAACAGAUCACACGGAGCUGCGUUUGAAGAAACUCUUAGUGCUUUUCAUGGCUUUUAUUGACAGGUCAGACCAGUUCAGCCACUACCGGUGCCAUAAAUACUCAAAAAAGCUUAAAAUAGUGAGUGAGAAAAUGACAUCGCAUACCAGCGUUUGAGGAAACAUCAUGAGACUCGUAUAGAAGACCCAGUGCCAUGGUGGAAGAGGAAGCACUGCUACAGACUGUGAAGAUGUCGACGGUAACUGAAAGUCUGGAGAAGAUGGACUUGAUGUACAUCUCUAUAGAGAGCACUAUCGCUCUGGCGUCUGUGCUUGGGAACGUGCUGGUGGUUCUGGUGGUCUACAUGAACCAGGCUCUCAGAGACCCCACUUUCUGCUUCAUCGUCUCUCUGGCACUGGCUGAUAUCGCGGUCGGCGCUCUUGUCAUCCCGCUGGCGGUGGUCAUCAGCUUGGGUCUGAACACGCUGUUUUACACUUGCCUCUUCAUCUCCUGCCUCCUCGUCACCAUCACCCAGAGCUCCAUACUGUCCCUGCUGGCCAUCGCCAUCGACCGCUUCCUACGCGUCAAAAUCCCCACCAGGUACAACAUUAUUGUUACUCAGAAGCGAGCAUGGGUAGCCGUGAGUUUGUGCUGGCUCAUCUCAUUUCUGACCGGUUUAGUGCCGAUGGCCGGCUGGCACCUCAGCCCACCCGGAAACGUCAGCACGACGCCCAUCAAAUGCCAGUUCACCGAAGUCAUGCGCAUGGAUUACAUGGUCUACUUCAACUUCUUCAUUUGGGUGGUGGCGCCCCUGAUCAUCAUGACCGGACUGUACGCCGAGAUCUUCCGCGUGAUCUGCCGCCAGCUCAACCGUCGGGCCGAGGCCACCUGCGACUCGAGCAAAUACUACCGUAAAGAGCUGAAACUUGCCAAGUCGUUAGCUCUGGUUCUGUUUCUGUUCGCGCUCUGCUGGCUGCCACUGCAUAUUAUGAACUGUAUUGUGUUUUAUUGCCCGACAUGCGACAUGCCCAAAAGUGCUGUUUACGUGGGUAUCUUUAUGUCGCACAUCAACUCCGCGCUCAACCCCCUGGUGUACGCUUUCCGCAUCCAACGCUUCCGUGAUACGCUCGUUCAUAUCAUCCAGCGAUUUGUGCUCUGUAAAACCCCAUCAGCCGUCCCGGGUCAGCACAGUCCUGGACCCAUUACAGAGAAAACCCAAGUUCAGUAGCAAGUCAGACUAAGGGGAAUCAUUCAAGUAUACAAAGAUGGAGAUGCAACACGCAAUAUGGCAGAAUAAGCUCCACCUUCUAAGUAAAAGAGCCAAUCAGCAAUUAGUAAAGACAUUGAACCAAUGCAGCUGCCAUUAGGAGCAAUGUUGCCAAGUCUGCAGUUUUUCGUGGAAUUAGACUACUUUAACACUUUUUCAGCGGGUUGAAGUGACCCCAACAAAGUGCUAUUUAGCCCCUAGAAUGCAACCUUUAAAAAAAUGCAUACUUUACCCCAGUCUUUACCGGAAUCCCGCUGAAAAGCAAUCAGGCUAAUUUUGAGUAGCACUUGGGUGGGAUUUGCUGCGAAAACCUUGCAACUCUGGUUAGACAGUAAGUGUUUUGAGCGGCGCACAUAGGACUGCAUACGGGCAUUGGUUGGUUUAGCAUGAAAUAAAAGCUUUUUAACACUACUUGAGCAUAAUAAACCACAUUUACGGGACAGCUCGUGUCAGUUUUGGUUGAUUUCCCUAUUCAAGUUCUCUUUUCAGGUCUUGGAUGCCUGAAAUAGCUGCCCGGAGGUGUUGCAAAUAUGGAAGACACUUUCACACACUGUCUGAGAUUGUUGCAACUGGCUAUCUGAGGGAACUACGCAAAUCAGGAAACAGCACAACUAUACCCCAAAAUUGUGCAAAAUAUUUCACGCAACGCAUUUCUCCAUUUUCCAUUGUGAUUUUGCGCUCUUCGUCGCGGAGGACGCAGCGAACUGCGGCGAGCUGGCAUUACUGCAGUUCAUGCAUCUGAAUCAGCUCUUUAAAAUGCAGAGAGAGCACUUGUUUACACUGCGUUUGUGGAAAUAUGCCCAGUUAUAAUGCUCUUCUCCAUCAUUUGAUGAAUUACUGCUGCCACAAUGUCUUGAAAGCGUACACAAACAAUACUUUUCCAGCGUAAUUGCGCCAAGAAAAUAGCAGGUUUUGUGAACAUUCAGUAGGCCUUAUUUGCAUAGCAAGGAGGUAUGCUAGCGCUGGACAGAAUGGCAAUGACUACAAUUAAAUAUUCAAAGCACUA
Puntigrus tetrazona (Sumatra barb) is the source of this 2444-nucleotide messenger RNA. RefSeq names its product adenosine receptor A1. The transcript is spliced from 2 exons. Gene Ontology annotation, cellular component: membrane; synapse; dendrite. Gene Ontology annotation, biological process: G protein-coupled adenosine receptor signaling pathway. Lineage: Eukaryota; Metazoa; Chordata; Actinopteri; Cypriniformes; Cyprinidae. The record is from RefSeq and is a predicted model, not a curated record. The coding region runs from base 386 to 1399 and encodes 337 amino acids. Gene Ontology annotation, molecular function: G protein-coupled adenosine receptor activity.